UUAGAAGGGUGUGGUUGGUGUGUUUAUAUUUGUAGCUUUGGAAACUGAGUAUCCUUUAUUCUGAUCACCCAGCUCCUCAGGCAAUAGUAGGAAACGAAAACAAACAGCUGGGGUAUCCUCUGAGAUCACCAUGAGUGACACAGAGAAGAAUGCAUUGAAAGUGAAGCUUGAUUGGCUUCAAUGCCACUUCACGUGGACUCCACAGACAGAAACCAUCGACUGGGAUGAUAUGAAACAAAGAUUAGAAGAUUCAAUACAGGCUGGUGUAAAAUAUCAAGCCAGGUCUUACAACCAUCUCGCCUUUAUAAACUGUCUGCAAGGAAACUGUGAAGAGGCAAUUCAGAAUUUAAAGGAAGCUAAAAGGAUUCUGAGGGAGAGACAUGGAGAUGGAUUUGAGAAAAGAAUCUUGGUCACCUAUGGAAACUAUGUCUGGGUUUAUUAUCACAUGGACCAACUGGAGGAGGCUCAGUCCUACCUCGACAAGCUGGAGACAGUCUGUAAACUAUUUCCUGAAGCCUCUCGGUUUACAGCAAUGAUACCUGAGCUUUAUGGAGAGAAGGGCUGGUCACUGUUGACUACAGCCGCUCAAUAUUAUGAAGAGGCAAAGAAAUGUUUUACAAAGGCCCUGGAGAAAGAUCCUGACAACAUUGAGUGGAAUGUUGGCUAUGCCACUGCUCUGUAUCGUCUGGAAGGAUUUUCUGGAACCCCAGGGGGUCACAAAUCCACUGAAUCAAUAAAACAGUUUAGACGUGUGCUGGAGCUAGAUCCUGAUCAUGCUGAAGCCAUGGUGCUGUUAGCUUUAAAACUACAGGAAUUCAAUCAAGAGGAGGAAGCAUCCACAUUAGUUGAGCGAGCAUUGCAGAGGUCCCGACAUCAUCCAUAUGUACGUCGAUACGCAGCAAAGUUUUACAGAAAAGCCAGUAAAAUAGACAAAUCAUUAAAGCUGCUGAGGGAAUCAUUGGCAAAUACCCCAAAUUCUGCCUUCCUGUACCAUCAAAUAGGUCUAUGUUACAAAAGCCAGCUAUUGCAUAUGAUCAAAGCUUCAAACAGAAAUAACCCUCACAAUUCUACCAAUGGAAAGAAAAUGGACUUGAUUAAUCAAUGCAAGUACUAUUUUAAAAAAGCAGUUAAGCUCAGGCAAUCAUUUAUUAAUCCACAACUGGAUCUUGCAGUAAUAUAUUCAAUAAAUGAAGAGCUUCAAGAAGCAGAGAAGAUCUACAGUGAUCUACUGGAACUGGAAGAUAUUCGUCCCGAGAAUAAGCAAGCAAUACGUUUACAGGUUGGGUUAUUCGAGCUGAAUGUAAAAAAAUCCAAACCAAACGCUAUCAUCCACUUUGAGGAAGUAAUGCAAGUGAACUAUGAUUCACUGGAAAAGGAAAGGUGUCGAAAAAUCUUGGAGCGGAUAGCAAAACACUGAUUUCGCUGGAAUCCCAGAGACAGUAAGGCCUUUGGUCUUCUCGGGUUCAAGUAUAUGGGAAGCAUCGUGACGCUAUUGAAUACCAUGAAAAAUGCCUUGGAGUUUGAUGCUGGCAAGGAAGAAUAUCUAAGUGCUCUUUGUGAAUUAUGUCUUUCCAUCGAGGUCAGAAAUAACCAUUCCGGUGAAAUACGUCCUUCCAUUUAAUUUAGCAGUGACCUUUCCAGAUAAAACUAAAGAUGAAUUAAUACUCUAUUCUUCUGGUACCCACUUUACUUUCAUUCUCCUUAGAACUUUCUAAUUAAGGAUUUUACUCGUGUUUUUAGUUUUCAAGCAAUAAUCUGGCUGCAAUUAUUCUAAACACUCACGCUUUGUUCAUGAAAUGCUGACCACACUGGAUUCACCCAGUAGCAUUUGUUUCUUUAUUCUUAUACAUUUUGUUGUGUGUGGAAAGAGACAAAAUAAAGGGGUUUGGAGGAAUUUGAAUAUAUCGCACUGAUCAAACAGUCUCAAAAGAUAUAUAUAAAAUAUAGAAAUUUUAUAAAACAAUUAGAAAUAGUAGCUGGGCCGGAUUUUAAAUCCAGUUAAGUUUUGGAGCAGUGUUAAUGUAAAAAUUCUCUAUUUGCUGCGGGUAUCAGGCUCUGGGUAAUAACCAAGCCUCAUUCUUUGUGUCACCAGUCUAUGUUCAGUACGUGCAGCAUGCAGAGAGAUAUUUUAGUGGGAUUUAUAGGUCAAUCUACAGUUUACUAGUCCUGAUUAGUUUCAAGAUCCAUUCAACAUACAAAGCCUUCCAAAACUGAUUAAGUUUCACUAACCAAGUACAAAAAAAUUACACUUACAAAAAACAGGUUUGUAAGGUAACGAUACUAUCGCUUAAAGAGGUGUAUUUUGUCCUGUUUUCUUUAAUAAAGAGAGACUGAGGUAGACAUGCUGAGUGGACUGCUCCAAGCCAGUAAACAAUAGAAACAGCAUAAAUGGAUGGAGUCAGGCUCCCACAGAACAAGGAUUUCAGUUUUAGCUUUCAGCAGUUGCUGGAGUCUUGAGGCUGGAUGUGGAAGCUGUUAUUCCUCUCUAUGUUACAAUGAAAAGCUGGGGUUCUCUCUUAAGUGAGAAUUGCAGGUGGGAUAAUCUGUUUUACUGAAUUUGCCUUUGCCAAGGCUGUGUAUAUGCGAUGUUACUAUAUUGGAACAGUUGCUGUUUGUAUUUACA
This is a messenger RNA of Chiloscyllium plagiosum (whitespotted bambooshark), 2623 nucleotides long. The record is from RefSeq and is a predicted model, not a curated record. NCBI's taxonomy places the organism in Eukaryota, Metazoa, Chordata, Chondrichthyes, Orectolobiformes, Hemiscylliidae.